GGGUACGGAACCCACUUCCGUAUCAUUCCCCUCCUCUUCGAGACUUUCCUUGUCCUCAAGGAUUUAUCCUCGACUAUCCAAACAUCGGGCACAUCUUCUUCGAUCUCAAAUUGGAACGUCGCGUCCCCUUCAUCCGUGUUGUUCCGCUUACGCGUCUCGUCAUGGCCCUCGUCGACCGCGGCCAAGAUCUCACUCUCGACUUCGACCACCUCUCCGUCCGCAUCGUACUGCAUAUGCCUCCUCAUCAUGGCCCGCUUCGACCGUGACAGGCAUCUCCUCUCCGACUGCGAGCACUUCGGAUCCUCCGGCCACGACCUUGAUGUGUUGCGCGCGCUGUUCCCGUGCGCAC
Messenger RNA from Striga hermonthica, 349 nucleotides. Lineage: Eukaryota; Viridiplantae; Streptophyta; Magnoliopsida; Lamiales; Orobanchaceae. The record is from the annotation of a GenBank genome assembly.